Messenger RNA from Macrobrachium nipponense, 2094 nucleotides. RefSeq lists its product as uncharacterized. The record is from RefSeq and is a predicted model, not a curated record. Bases 1 to 2094 code for a protein of 697 amino acids. NCBI's taxonomy places the organism in Eukaryota, Metazoa, Arthropoda, Malacostraca, Decapoda, Palaemonidae. The transcript is spliced from 5 exons.
AUGAGUAGAUCUCGCUCUAACGAGCCAGUUAGUAUAACUAACCCCCAAUUAAUUGCUUCCUCACAUGCAGUAUCAACCUCUCCCGUAGCAGAUGUUGCAAGUUCUGCUGCGGAGAUUGUAAAUUUGAACUCAGCAUUAAAAAGGAUGGAGCUUGAAAUGCAAGUCUUAAAGAGGAGUUGGAAAGCUCCGACGUUGGACUCUAGCCCGGAACGUUUCCUGGACGAUUCUCCCUACGAGAGGAAAAGAGCCAAGAGGACAAUAUCUCGAUCUCCUACGCCUUCCAGAGCGCAUUCUCCUAUUCAUGGCAAAGAAAAGGAAGAAACUGCGAUGGACAUCCUACUUAAAAUGCAGGAACAAAUUUCCUCUUUAGUAGGAGUAUUGAGAAAAGACCUUCCGAGGAGAAAGAACGAUUUUCUUCCUGUUAAGAGAUCGCGUCCGACGGGUGUUCCGGACUCCAGACUUAUCUCCUCUACUCCUCAUAUGAGUACAGAAAGGAAUAAAGAAAGAAGGAUGAAAACUCAUAGGCUUGGGACGCCACAUACGGACAAUGACGAAGAGUGUCCGAGUCGGACAGAACCACCCAGGCGCUCGGCGCCAGAAUUGGAAGACUCGGACGGGAAAAAGUGUCCUACACGGACGGCACCAACUAGACACCAUUCGCCAGACUCGGACAGCCCGGACAGGCGAAUAUGUCCUAUGCGGACAACUAUGUCCAAGCGACUCGUGCCGAUUGCGGACAAACUUGACAAGGCGGACAGCCUGGAUUGGACAAAACGUCGUGCGCAGGCAACUCUGUCCGGGCGCCAGGCGCCAGAAGCGGACAAGUUGGACAGGCAGAAGUGUCGUACUGCAUUGACACCAGCCAAGCACCAAGUUCCAUAUGUGGACAGCUCGGACAGACGACACGGUCCGAGACGGACAGAUACGUCUGAGCGCAUUGAACAAACUAGACUUUCGGCAAUGGUUAAGCACCAAGCGCCAAGAUUUUCCUCAAAAGAAUCAUAUGGAGAAAUCUACCAGGAAGCGUCUCUUCAUGAUUUGGACCAGGAGCGGAUUUCUCUGGACAGAGACAAAAGGUGCCGCACAGGCGGUCGUCGUCCUGUUCACGAUAUGUCAGUUUCUGGUGGAAAUCUUCCGCAAGCACAGCUGUCUCCUGAGAAGAAUGCGAUACGUCGCACAGGCGGCCGUCAUUCUUGUCAGGACUUAGAUGAUGAUCAGGUUUUUUCUCAGGAUCGGCAUUCGCCGGACAGGGACGCAAGGUGCCGCACAGGCGGCUGUCGCCCUUGUCGGGAGGGAGCUGAUUCUGCGAAGAGCCCUUCACCUUGCGAGAAAAGACGUUCUCCCUCGGCUAAUAUUGAUUCUCCGGGGGAACUGGCAUUGGAAGAUGUCUCUGACACCGAAGACCAGAAAGGGGCUGGACUAUCGGACUAUAAAGCGUUAGCUGCGCUUUUGCUCCAAGAAUUUGGAAAUUCUUUGAGUCCUGCCGCUCCUCCGUCUCCUCGGUCGCUUUUUACGAGCGCGAAAACCUCAAAGUCGUCCUCCUUCCUGAAGAUGCGGCCGACAAUUUCCAUGAAGAAGGCUUUGCAGUCUUUUGGAAAUUGGCUUAACUCCAAGAAGGAGUUAGUGAGAGAUAUUUCUCACUCACUUACCGAGAAGGCGACACACGAUCUUCUGGUUCAAUCAACCAAAAGGCCGAGGACAGCUGUUCCUGCCACGAAGGGGGAGACACAGAUCCCAAAGCCGCCCUUUCGAGGGAGUUCAUCUUCGAGAUCCUCCUUUAAGGAGAGAGGAGCAGAAAGCAGAGAUUCUGGGGGAAGUGUUAAGAAAGUUCCGUUCUUCAGAGCGACGAAACUGACACUCAUCGCCCCAUAUUGGCCCUCUCGAGACUGGUUCACAGAGAUGUGGUACCAUGAGCAAGAGAAAGAAUUAUCUAGACAAGAACUUGAGGCUGCCAUUAGAACAGUGAAAGAGGAGGAGAAACUAAUAAUAGGAGCUGAUGUGAAUGGCAGGGUGGGAAAGAGAAGAGAUGGUAUAAGGAGGUACACAAAGGCCAGGGGUUUGGAAUUAGAAAUUAAGACGGGGAUUAUAUAUUGA